GAUCCAGACAUGGCCUUUGCACUACUUGCCCAUGCAAAGCUUUUGAACUGUUUGCUGUCACUGGUAGGCUGUUCUGCUGCUGCUUAUGUGGAUGAGCCCAGCCUAAGCAAGAGUGAUGAUGAGGCUGUUGUCUCUUCAGAAGAUAUGAGGCUACAUGUUUUCACACUGGACUAUGACUAUGUGCAAAUUCCCUGCGAGGUUACUCUUUGGAUCCUCCUUGCUUCUCUUGCAAAAAUAGGUUUCCAUCUCUAUCACCGAUUACCAAGACUCAUGCCUGAAAGCUGCAUCUUAAUUGCCAUUGGAGCACUAGUAGGAGCUAUCAUCUUUGCUUCUCAUCAUAAAUCUCCGCCAGUGAUGAAUACGAGUAUUUAUUUCUUGUAUCUCCUUCCGCCCAUUGUCCUGGAGGAGGGCUAUUUCAUGCCAACUCGCCCAUUUUUUGAGAACUUUGGAUCCAUCUUGUGGUGGUCUGUGCUGGGAUCUCUGCUAAAUUCAUUUGGAAUUGGUCUCUCCCUCUACGGAAUCUGCCAGAUUGAAGCCUUUGGCCUGACUGACCUGAACCUGCUGCAGAACCUUCUCUUUGGGAGCAUGAUUUCAGCGGUGGAUCCUGUGGCAGCCCUGGUAGUUUUUGAAGAAGCCUCUGUUAAUGAGCAGCUUUACAUGAUGAUUUUUGGAGAGUCAUUGCUAAAUGACGGCAUAACUGUGGUUUUAUAUAACAUCUUCAUCGCCUUCAUCCAGAUGCACAAGUAUGAAGAAAUUGAAUCCAUUGAUAUCUUCGCUGGCUUUGCUCGCUUCUUUGUGGUGGGGCUGGGUGGCAUGCUGUUUGGCAUCGUCUUUGGAUUUGUUUCAGCGUUCAUGACUCGAUUCACCCGCAAUGUUUCUGCUAUUGAACCCCUGCUAGUCUUCAUGUUCAGCUACCUGUCGUACUUAUCUGCUGAAACCCUUUACAUCUCAGGCAUUUUGGCGAUGACAGCGUGUGCAGUGACGAUGAAAAAAUACGUGGAAGAGAAUGUUUCCCAGAAUUCCUACACCACCAUAAAAUAUUUCAUGAAGAUGCUGAGCAGCAUCAGCGAGACCCUGAUUUUUGUUUUCAUGGGAGUGUCUACAGUGGGGAAAAACCACGAGUGGAGCUGGGCCUUCGUUUUCUUCACUCUGCUCUUCUGCCUAAUUUGGAGGACACUGAGUGUAUUUGCCCUCUUCUACAUCAGUAACAAGUUCCGAACAUACCCCUUCACUUUCAAAGACCAACUCAUUAUUUCUUACAGUGGCCUUAGAGGAGCCAGCAGCUUCUCUCUUGCAUUCUUACUUCCAGUGAAUCUCUUCCCAAGAAGAAAACUGUUCAUUACUGCUACUCUUGUAGUUAUAUAUUUCACUGUGUUCAUCCAGGGAAUCACAAUUGGACCACUGGUCAGAUAUCUAGAUGUUAAAAAGACCAACAAAAAGGAGUCUAUCAAUGAAGAAAUUCAUGUGCGAUUGAUGGAUCACUUUAAGGCUGGUGUUGAAGACAUAUGUGGACAUUGGAGUCAUUAUCAACUAAGAGAUAAAUUUAAAAAGUUUGACAAUAAGUAUUUGAAGAAGAUCUUAAUUCGGGAACACCAGCCCAAAUCCAGCCUUGUGUCAUUGUACAAAAAGAUGGAGAUUAAACUGGCCAUCGAGAUGGCUGAGAGUAGCAUGAAAGUUUCAAAAUCAUCCACAGCAUCUUUACAGAGAGGUAGAAAUCGACGUGUGCAUAGGCUCUCCCCCGCAGAGGUGGAGUCCAUGAGAGACGUCCUGGCACAUAAUCUAUAUCAAGUGCGACAAAGGGCACCAGCAUACAACCGACACAACCUGCCUGCCAACACAAAUGAGAAACAAGCCCAAGAAAUUCUCAUCCGUCGGCAGCACAGCCUGCGGCAGAGCUGCAGGAAGGGACACAGCUUACCUUCAUGUAGACCGGCACCUGCUAGCGGCAUGGAAGUACACUACUUCUCUUUGCCUCAGGGCCCCAGCCAGCAUGCUAGACGAAAAGCCAGGCAUGUUACUUUUACAGAUCACCACAGAAAUGGCUCUAAUACUGGAGUUCCAGUAAUGUCUAGAGCCCAGCCCCAACUGCGUCCACUUGAAGCAAAGCAUCACCAGGAGGAGCUGAUUCCAAUGGUACACUUGGACAGACAAGCAGGCCCUCCCAAUCCAUCAGAUCAAAGAGGAAAUUCAAGCAACCGGCAUCAUUUCACCAAAGCAGACAAUCUAGUUCUGAUGCCAAAGUCACAAUUCACUGUGGGAGAAGUAGAGGGGUAUGAGUCAGAAGAGGAGACAGAAGCAAUGGCACCAGCCAGGCCAUUAGCCAUAUGAGGAGCAGAGAAGAGCAAUGUUUCAUCCCUAGGGUCCUUUGUGCACUGCUUCAGAGAAACAAAACUCUUACAUGAACCAAACCACAAUUUUACUUCUGGGACCAGUGCACUUCUUCUUGUAUCACUUUCAAGUACUGUAUCAAGGUAUACUGAUAACAUACUUAAUAGCCUAGAGAAGACUCAAAUUCUUAUGUUUAAGCUAAGCUUUCUUUCCAACCAAACACUGCAGGAAAGAGAGGAACAUGAUCUUUGUAAAAGUUUGGACAUGUAGAUGGGCACAUGCAAUGUUAUGGAUGGAAGUUUAUAUUGCCUUCCUCUGUUCUUCACUAUGGCCUACAUCCAGAAGAAGGAAACAUGAAGGACAUGCCUGGCACAUAA
Molecule: messenger RNA, 2705 nt
Organism: Dryobates pubescens (Downy woodpecker)
Lineage: Eukaryota; Metazoa; Chordata; Aves; Piciformes; Picidae
Gene: SLC9A4
Product: solute carrier family 9 member A4
Exons: 13
Coding region: 10-2328 (772 amino acids)
Biological process (GO): proton transmembrane transport; sodium ion transport; regulation of pH
Cellular component (GO): membrane
Molecular function (GO): sodium:proton antiporter activity
Source: RefSeq, a predicted model, not a curated record